GCUACAGAAGUCUUUCAUGGAGAUGGCUGACUAAGUGGAAACUUCACCACAGACCAGCUUGCCACCUCCCAUAUGAAAAAUGGAAAAUGGCUGAGUGAUAUUCCAUUAUAAAAUGUUCCACGUAUUCUUUCUUCACUCGUCCAUUGAUGAACACAUAUGAUGUUUCCAGUUUCUGGCUAUAUUGAAUAAAGAAGCAAUGAACAGGAGCAUUAGCGGAGAUUUACUAAGCAAGGAUUCCAACCUCUCAACCUGGGAGACGACCAUCACAGCACCAAAUGGAAGCAUCUACUCUUAUUCUUCACAUUGUGAAAUCAUGUACCAAGCCAUGGUUUAUCUUUCCCUCGUCUUUACCACAGUUGGGAUGGGAGGAAAUGCCAUCGUGUUGUGGAUUCUGGGCUUCCACAUGCGCAGGAAUGCCUUCUCUGUGUACAUCCUCAACCUGGCUAUGGCUGACUUUCUCUUCCUGAGUUUUGAAUUUCUAUAUUGCAUUUUUUAUGUCAUUUACAUCUUCUCCUCCAUUUUCAUCGAAAUCCCUUCAUUUCUUUGGGUUGUGCAAAGUCUUGCUUAUUUUUCCGGUCUGAGCAUUCUCAGCGCCAUUAGUGUUGAGCGCUGUCUGUCUGUUUUGUGUCCCAUCUGGUAUCGCUGCCAACGCCCAAGGCACACAUCAGCUGUGAUAUGUGCCUUACUUUGGGCUAUGUCCCUGCUCUUGAGUCUUCUGCAUGAGGAGGCAUGUGGCUUACUUUUUAAUAACAAUACAUGUUUGUCGUGUGAGACAUUAAAUUAUAUCUCAGAUUAUUGGUCAAUUAUUUUAUUUGUGGUUCUCUGUUUUUCCAGCCUCACCCUGCUGGUGAGGAUCUUCUGUGAUUCACAGAGGAUCCCUGUGACAAGGCUGUUUUUGACCAUUGUACUCACAGUGCUAUUCUUCCUGAUCUUUGGUCUCCCCUUGGGAAUCAGCUUUCUCCUCCACACAUGGCUUAGAGAUUUGUAUUACGCUAAACUUUGUGAUCUUUAUGUGACAGUAUUUCUAUCCUGUGUUAACAGCUGUGCCAACCCCAUCAUUUACUUCUUCAUUGGCUCCAUCAGGCACCACAGGUUCCAGCGGAAGUCUCUGAAGCUGUUUCUUCAGAGAGCCUUGCAGGACACUCCUGAGGAGGAAGGUAGAGAGAGGGCCUGUUCAAGAGAGACUGGAGAACUUGAAACAAUGUAGUGCAGCAGCUGAGAGAUGCUCUGAUGAGACAGAAGCGGUUUUGAGAGAGAAUUUUUUCCCAUAUAUGUGGGUUAUUUUCCCAACCUUGUUCAGUUUGUCACCUGACUUCAACCAUUUUUUAAAAAGAAUAACCUUUUGUGUGGAAGUUGAGUGACCCAAAACUUUUUAUGCAAGCACUGACUGCAGCAUUUCUGGAGCUAUCUUAUAUUGGGCCUCCUCAAAUCCAUAUAAUGGGGCUCCCUAUAAGCGCUCCGGGUGUAUGAAUUGCUCCCACUGAUGAGAAAUCCCUCCUUCAUCAUAAGACAUAAAAAGUACAGAAAUGGAUUACAUUUCUUAUGCACUGAAAUUUAUAGAAGUUAAAUAAUUGUUAUAGUUUACUAAAAUUUUUCACAGCAUUUUUCAUUGUUUCAAGAGUUAAACAGAUAUCUCUUACAAUGCCAGUUCUUAUUAAUGUCUAUAGGUUUUGAAGAAUCUAUGUAGCUAUAUUCUUUCUUACAUAAAUUGUUUAGUAAACAAAUAUGCAUUUUCAAGAGAAGUCCGUCUUAAAUCUCUUCUCACCAAGUGAUUUCCUUGCCUUCAAAUUCACUGUAUCUGUCUUUUUCCACAUUGGAAGAGUCUGGUCAGGAACUGUAUUGAGAUCUGUAAACAUCCAUGCACAUCUGAAGGGAGAGGGAGAAUGUCAUCUGAGGUUCCCUUCACAAGGCCUUGCUUAGCAUUCCUUGGUCAAUUCAUUUCUCUUCGUCUCUUCUUUGCCAUGAUCUACGUCUCCCUGAAUGCCUAAUUCUUUAAGACAAAUUUCCAAAAAAUUCUUUAGAGCAGGUUCCCUUGAAAUCAACCAUGCUUCAAAUUUAUGCUAUAUUAUGAAUUAUGCUUAUUUUAGUAACAUUUUUCUAUAAAAUGCUGUCCCAAUUUUAAAGCUCAGGUAUGUGAUAAUUUCAAAUGAAGCAUUAUUAAGAGAGCAUAAUAUGGACAUAUAAAAGGGGAAAACCCAAAAUAUUUUGUUAAGUAAUUUUGAGUAGAGGACUGAGAAUCAAUAAAGACCCAGAAGGUCCCUUACUCUGCUUUAUCCAUUUCCUACUCAAUCAUAAAUCUUUGGAUCAGAGGUCAGCACUAUACAAAUUUCUAUCCUAAAUUAAAAUUUAGAUUGCGAAUUGGAAGACUGUAACAUAAAUAUUGGUA
Molecule: messenger RNA, 2386 nt
Organism: Alexandromys fortis (reed vole)
Lineage: Eukaryota; Metazoa; Chordata; Mammalia; Rodentia; Cricetidae
Product: mas-related G-protein coupled receptor member B2-like
Exons: 3
Coding region: 197-1207 (336 amino acids)
Biological process (GO): G protein-coupled receptor signaling pathway
Cellular component (GO): membrane
Molecular function (GO): G protein-coupled receptor activity
Source: RefSeq, a predicted model, not a curated record